AUGAAAACAAGAGAAAUGAAUCAACAGUUUGUGAGUGAGAGCUUUGGUGCUGGUGCUGGUGAACAUGAUGGAGCUCCAAAGAAGAGACAACGGAUGUCGGUGGUGUGUUUGAAUUGUAAAACUAGAAAAAUCAAAUGUGACAAAAAAAGACCAAGUUGUUCUAAUUGUGAAAAAUGUAAUGUUGGUCAUCUAUGUCGUUAUGAAGCUCCACAUUGGGUCAACAAUGUUAUGAAUGCAGAAGCCAAAUCUGAAACUAUAUUGUUACCACAAGUUUCCCCAGAUUCUCAACAAAGUAAUCAUAAAGAGUCAACUACAGAUCGUGACUAUGUAUUAAAAGAUGAAAUUAAAAUGUUGAAAGAUAAACUUAAUGGUAUUGAGAAAUCUUUAUUCGAGGUAGAUAUUGGUUUAAAUAAAAGAAAAUUUGAUGAUGAUACUUUGAAUUUCUAUACAAGUUAUAAUAGUUUGAAUAUCAAGAGAUCUGGAUUGGAAGAUUUGAAACCAUUGUCUUCAUCUUCAAUGACGAAGAAAGAUCCAUUUUUAGGAUUGGUUCAUGGCUAUUUCUUCCUUUGUGAAUCUUUAUUUGGUGCUACAAAUAGACGGAAAGUUAAAAGUGAUGAAAAAAGAUUAGAUAAUUCAUUGAUAUCAAUUCUUGAACUAUUGGGUGAAAGCGAAUCACCAUUAUUAAAACCUAUAAUUUCAAAACUUGUGGAGGAUAAAUUUAGUACAAACGCUUCUAAGGGUUCUUUAUUCCCAUUAUCAACAUUUAAAAGUGUUUUCAAACCUGUUGAUAACAAUAAUCUUAAGAAUGAAAUUGAAAGAAUAUUACCAUCAAGAUCAAUUAUAAAAUUAUAUAUUGCAAGAUUUUUCAAAUAUGUUCAUCCAAUGUAUCCAAUAAUUGAUGAAAAGGAAUUCACUGAACGUAUUUUCAAUACAAUUUUACAAAGUUCAGAUGAUGAAUCACGUAUAAAAUUGAAUUUUGAAGAUAAGUUAGAUCAGGUAUUAACUGCCACUUUAUUAAUAAUGCUAAGACUUUCACAUAUUACCAUCAACACCACGUUAUCACCAAGUGAAACAGUAUUGAAAACUCAUCCAAUUAGUGGACAUUUCAUAUUUAUUGCAAGAACUAUCUUAUCACAAUUCAACGUUAUGAGGAAAUCAAAUUUACAAAUUGUUCAAAGUUUAUUUCUUCUUAGAAUAUAUAUUCAUCUUUCACCAGAAGAUGGUGAUGGUCCCGGUUUGAAUCAUUCACAAGUAUUUUCAAGUCUAAUUGUUCAAUCGGCUUUUUCAAUUGGAUUAAAUAGAGACAUCAAGACAAACGUUGAAAUUAAUCAAACUUCAUCAUAUGUGAAUAUUUGGACUAAAAUGUGGCAUUCUGUUUUAGAUAUGGAUAGAAUUAUAUCUGCACUAUCUGGUGAAUCUUGUUCAAUCCAAAAUGUUGACUCUUAUGAACUUAGAUUUCCAAAUCCAUUGGAAAAUGAUUCACCAAUUGAAUCCAGUAUUCUUAAUGAAUUGGCCAAUAAUCAUAAAUUUCAAAUUUUAUUAAUCGAAAUCUUUCAAAUGGUUAAUAAUUUAAACUCAACCACAAAAAUUUCAGAUAUUUUGAGCUUAUUAAACAAACUUGAAGUGUUUUUAGCAAUAAAUUAUCCACUUAAUAGCUUAACAUUUAUUACCCAGGGAAAAGAAGAUGAAAUAAGUUAUAAAAACAUCAAAAUAUUACAAAAAAACAUCAUUGUUAAAUCUUUAUCAUUGAUGAUUUAUCAAAGUAUUUUCUUACAUUUUGAAUCAGAUUUCAAUUUAGUUAAACAUCAACAUUUUACAAAACUUUAUAUCCAAACUUCAGUGGACUUAUCAAAUAUUUUAUCAUCAUAUUUAAAUGAUUCAUAUAAACCAUACAUUGAUCCAAAUUUCAAUUAUUAUCUAAACACAAUAGUUGAAAAUUCAAUAUCAAGAGUCAUAUUUGCAUUCAUCUCACUUAUAACUCGUCUUUAUCAAGCUCAAAAAUUCUUUCAAAUUCUAAAAAGGGAAACCACUUCACCGGGUUUAGAUAAAACAUUAAACAAUUUAAUUAAAACUCUAUUACGCUCAGCAAUAGGUUUGAACACAUUAUUACAAUUCAAAUUAGGUCAUUCAUAUUACCAAGCUUUUAAAUCUUCAAUAACUCAUAAAUAUCAUUUAAGAUCCUUACAUAAAGAAGGAAAUAAAGUCAUUAAUGAUACAAAGGCAUUCUUAACUAUAGAUUCACCAGAACGUAAAAAUCUUGAACAACGUUUAUUAAACAAGAUAAUUGCAGAACAAGGUUUUAGUUUAAAAAAAUUAAAUGAUUUAGAUAACCUAAAUGGAUUUUUAAAGUAUGAAUACCAUAGUUUUGAAACCGUUUUUGAAUAUAUUGAAAAUAUUGAAGUUUUGAAAAGGGGGAAUGUUUGUUCAGAAAGGGCAUUAUGGGCAAGUUCUUUUGAUGAGUUUGCAAUCUUUGGAUCAAUUAAUGAUUACAAUGAUGAUAAUAUAGUUCAUAGUUUAAGAAGUACGAUUGAAGAUGAUUUCCAAUUUGAGUUUAAUGGGGAUUCAUCAAGUUUAUUGACUCUUGAACAACUUUUGAAUGGGGAUUUUUUUAAUUCUGCUAUAAUAGAGCAAAAGGGUUAG
Molecule: messenger RNA, 2640 nt
Organism: Hansenula ciferrii
Lineage: Eukaryota; Fungi; Ascomycota; Saccharomycetes; Phaffomycetales; Wickerhamomycetaceae
Exons: 1
Coding region: 1-2640 (879 amino acids)
Biological process (GO): DNA-templated transcription; regulation of transcription by RNA polymerase II
Cellular component (GO): nucleus
Molecular function (GO): zinc ion binding; DNA-binding transcription activator activity, RNA polymerase II-specific; RNA polymerase II cis-regulatory region sequence-specific DNA binding
Source: RefSeq, a predicted model, not a curated record